GGUUGGUUUAUGAGAUGGACAGAAGACAUGUCACAUGAAUCAUGAAAUGAUGAUAUUUGAUCAAAAAUUGAAAGCGACACCGACGCGCCCGCUCUUUCAGCUCCGUCCGCUCAAAAGUAACCCGCCGAAGUCCCUUUUCAAGCAAUCCCGACCCGCCCGACACUCAGAUCCACCCUCACACUCCCCCUUUUUCUCACUCAUCCCCAGAGAGAGAGAGAGAGAGAGAGAGAGAGAGAGAGAGUUGCAUAUAAACACACACUACAUUCACUAUCAUCUUCUACGUAUUUGCAGGAUUUGCUCUUCGUUUCGCGCAAGUGAAGCCACCUCUCUGCAUUUUCCUCUCUCGGAAGACCGUCCUUGUCUUCUAUGAUGAAAUGUAGCUGGUGCAGAUUAGUGACUGUUUCUGUGGAAUAUUUUAGAAGUGACCAGGUCUGGUAUUCGAUAAUGUUGCUGCUAUUUCCGAGUCUUUUUUGAGCUGGAAGAUACUGAAAAUCAAAAUGGAUCAGAAGUCGUGGCUCUGGAAGAAAAGAUCUACCGAGAAGACAUUAGUAGCUGAUAAAGCAAACAAUUCUUUGAGCAGAUUUGAAGAAGAAGUAACUGAGGUACAGAAACUUCAGAAUGAGAAAAUAGAAUUAGAGAGAGAUCUUAGGAUAUUAAAUGAAAAGCUUUCCUCUGCCCUUUCUGAGUCCAAUGCCAAGGAUAAUAUUGCAAAGAAGCAGGUGAAAAUUGCAGAGGAAGCUAUUGCAGGUGAUCUUCCGCUCAACAAAAUGCUAAGAUGGGAGAAAGCGGAGACUGAAGCAAUAUCAUUGAAGCAAGAAUUUGAUAAGGUUUUACAGCAGAAAGCUGCUUCGGAAGAAAGAAUAGGCCACUUGGAUGCAGCUUUGAAGGAAUGUAUGCAACAAUUGCGUUUUGUUCGGGAAGAGCAUGAGAAAAGAGUUCAUGGUGCAGUCGUAAGGGCGUCGGAAGAAUUUGAGAAAAUAAAGAUUGCUCUAGAUGAAAAGUUAGCAGAGGCAGGUAAGAGGCUUGCCAAAUUAGAAGCUGAAAAUUCUCAGCUUAUGAAAGCUCUAUCAGGAAAGGACAUGGUGAUUGAAGAUUUAAGCAAAUACAGAACUCAACUCGAGGCUGAUUUUAAUGCUCUUAUGUUGAGAGUAGACUCUACUGAAAAAGAAAAAGCUUCUCUGAAGUAUGAGGUUCGUGUUCUUGAGAAGGAGCUUGACAUUCGGAAUGAGGAGAGAGAAUUCAAUUGCCGAACAGCUGAUGUUGCUCGAAAGCGACAUGAAGAGAAUGUAAAAAGAAUUGCAAAAUUGGAAUCGGAAUGUCAAAGACUACGACUCCUUGUCCGAAAACGGCUGCCUGGCCCUGCUGCUUUGGCAAAAAUGAAGAGUGAAGUUGAAAUGCUUGGAAAUGAUCAAGUUGGAACUAGACGAAGAAAAUCAAAUCAUUCACCGACUAGUUCAAUGAAAUUUUGUGUUGAAGUGGCUCCUGAUGCACCAAGCAAGAGGAUCGAUCUCCUGACUGAGCAGUUGUAUACAAUGGAAGAACAAAAAAACCCUCUCAAGGAUACCCUUAACAAGAAAUCGAAUGAACUCCAGUUUUCCAGUACCACAUUUGCUCAUUUAGCUUCCAGGUUAUCAGGAACUGAAGGACAGGUUGAAGAAUUACUAAAAUGCCAACCAACUUAUGAAUCAGACAAAGACUUAUGUUUCUUGAAGGAAAAUUCUCUGGUAGCUUCAUCUGAUGUGGGCAGUGAUGACAAAGCCAGCUGUGCUGAGUCCUGGGCUUCUGCUUUGAUAUCAGAGCUUGAGCAUUUUAAAAAUAAGAAACAAUUCGGAGCACCAUUUCACAGAAAUGUGGGAGCUUCAGACAUGAAUCUCAUGGAUGACUUUGCCGAGAUGGAAAAGUUAGCAAUAGGAUCUGCCAAUUAUUCAGCUGGAAGUUCCCAUCAUGAGGAAGGUAAUACGAUUAAUGGUACUUCAGGAAGAGAACCUGAUGGGCAUUCUUCGUCUGCACCUGGUAUGGAGUUGGCUUCACUUAAUAAUUGUCCAUUAAAACCUUUGAUCUCGGGCCAGGAAAUUCAGUCUCAGUACAUAGAUGCCAAUAGAGUUUCUGGAUGGCUUGGUGAUAUGCUGAAAAUGCUUUUGGAUUAUAGUCAUGCAUCACAAAGAAACCCCCAGGAAGUACUAGAGGAUAUUAAAGUUGCUUUGGCAGACAAUAAUGUAGAUACUACUGCUGAUGCAUCAUGUAAGGAAAAUGAACAUGUUAUUUCGCCAUCACCGAUUAAGUCAUCGAAUUUGGAUGCAUUUGAUGAAGGAAAUGAAAAUGAUUCCUCAAACACCAAGAGAAGUAUCAAGAAAUUGCGGUCAGAUGUGAGCAUAUCAGUACACAAGGUUCUUGAGCUCCUUGAAGGAAUAAAUAUACAAUCACAAGACAAUGGUGCAUCAGAAUCUCUCUCAGGGAAGGAUGAUAAGCUUUUAUCAUAUAAGAAUGCAGAAAACCCUACAGGUUACAUGGUUCGAGUUUUUCAAUGGAAAACUGCUGAACUCUCUACCAUUUUGCAACAACUUGUUCAAACUUGCAAUGAUUUGUUGGACGGAACAACUGAUCUUGAGCAGUUUGUUCAGCAAGUAGGUUCUAACUUGGAAUGGAUAAUAAACCACUGCUUUUCCCUUCAGGAUGUUUCGAGCAUGAAGGAUGCUAUCAGAAAUCAUUUAGAUUGGGAUGAAUUGGAUGGUUCAAGAAGUGAGAGUGAGGUAGAUGGUGGAUUUGCUAAUCACUAUGCAGAAUGUAACAGACUGCAUAUCCGAAGAGAAGAUAUGCGAUAUCUUCCCAUAGUUUCUACUCUGAGUGCCGAUAACAGUGCUUGUCAAAUGGAGGAACUUCAGACUCCUAGAAAAGAAGAGGCAAAUAAGGAAUCCUCAACUGUAGAUUUGGAGGCCAUACUUCAGCCAGAAAUUGUUAAGGGUGAAUGCUUCAGGAUUCAACCUCAAGAAUCCAAAGACAAGACUGAGAAUCAUCUCCCCCAGUUGGAAAUUAUGAAGCAAUCUGAGGGCAAAACUGAAAAUCAAAUUGAAAAACAAAAGAUGAUGAAAGAAGACCUCCAGGCCCAGGUUAUGGAAACCAAUCAUGAACUGAGGAAAGCUUGCCAAAAGAUUUUACAUUUAGAACAUGAGCUGGAAAAUAGAACUAACUCUUGCAAAAAACUUGAAGAAACAUGCCAUGACCUAAAGAUACAGCUAAAGAGCAUGACGAGCAAGGAAAUUCCUGAUAAUGGAAAGCACUGGGAAAAGCAACUUCAAAAUGAUUGGGAGAUCACCGCAGCUUCAGAAAAAUUGGCUGAAUGCCAAGAGACCAUCCUAAAUCUUGGGAAGCAAUUGAAGGCACUGGCUUCACCUAGCGAUGCAGCUCUCUUUGAUAAGGUAAUAUCUACCCCUGCUGACUCUGUUGUUACCAGCCUCUCAACUCCCCGGAAAAAUAUUAGCCAGCGAUCGUCCCUACUUGAUAAAAUGCUAGCAGAGGAUAAGGCUCGACUUGUUGCUUCUCCGGGAACCAAAAAUGAUACUAAAAACGGAAAUGACAGUUCUGCUGUUAGUACCAAUGCAGCAAUGGAAUCUUCGAGCAAGUUCACUGAUCCGAGCGGAACUAAUCACGAUGAGAAAUGUAAAACCUCAGCUGCUUCCAUGGAUAUUGUCCCGUGCAAGAAAAAAGGAGGAAGAAGUUUCUUCAAGAGGCUAUUUAGGCGACGAAAGAAAGGUAACAGCCUAAAAACAUCCUUCUCAUAGGCUGCAUUGCUGCAAUAAUGAUUUGACUCGAGGAAUUGGAUUUUGAUUCUUGUUGUUUGUUACCUGUGCUGGGUAUGUGAAAUGGUAUUUUUGUCUAAUUAGAGGAGUGGAUAUAUAUAGAGAGAGAGGUUGGCAAGUUUUUGUGUGCAUCACUGUAUCUUGAUGUAAAUAUAACCACAAAAGAAAGGUCAGAAGUUCCAUCAGUGCCUCCAGAAAGCUAGUGAAAAGCAUGCUUCAAUCUUUCAC
This is a messenger RNA of Sesamum indicum (sesame), 4025 nucleotides long. RefSeq names its product filament-like plant protein 7. NCBI's taxonomy places the organism in Eukaryota, Viridiplantae, Streptophyta, Magnoliopsida, Lamiales, Pedaliaceae. The record is from RefSeq and is a predicted model, not a curated record.